This is a messenger RNA of Syngnathoides biaculeatus (alligator pipefish), 1003 nucleotides long. RefSeq names its product periaxin-like. The transcript has 5 exons. Gene Ontology annotation, cellular component: nucleus; cytoplasm. Gene Ontology annotation, molecular function: protein binding. The record is from RefSeq and is a predicted model, not a curated record. Bases 380 to 1003 code for a protein of 207 amino acids. NCBI's taxonomy places the organism in Eukaryota, Metazoa, Chordata, Actinopteri, Syngnathiformes, Syngnathidae. Gene Ontology annotation, biological process: regulation of RNA splicing; peripheral nervous system myelin maintenance.
GUGUUAAAGACCCUCUUCACUGACGAAUGAUACAAAAGUGGAAUUUUUUUUUCCAUCGCUAAUGUUUUCACCAUUAAACACAAAACUCUGGUCAAAGAUUUUAAGGCGCCGCCCCACUGUCAUGAAUUUAUAUGUAUAAUGACUUUGCUCCUGACAUUGAGAUUUAAGUCAGCCUCUGUAUUCUCGCUCUCCUCAAUCUAGGACAACUACCUAAAUUUGCACACAGAAUUCCACUUGGAGAACAAACUAUGCUUGUGGAAGUGUUUGCUGACAGUUCUUUUUUUUGCAGGAGGAUGACCCACAUCACAAGAGAGGGAAGGGAAAGAAGGCUAAAAGGUCUGGCUUCGCAUGUGGGUUUGACCGCCGUUCUACUCCAAAGAUGAGCAAACUAAAGGAAGCGUACAGCCCAGAUUCAGGGAUGAUAGUAAAAACAGCCAAAAAUGGUGGCGCAGAAGGUCUUGUCUAUGGCGGCGGAGGCAAAGAGGGCAUCUUCAUCAAAGAAGUGGUACCAGAGUCACCUGCCUCUAAAAGUCUACAACUGAAAGAAGGCGAUCAGCUUCUGAGUGCCACGGUGUAUUUUGACAAUGUGUCAUAUCAGGAUGCCAUUCAGAUUCUGGAACAUGCUCAAGCUUACAAAGUGAAGCUCUGCCUUAAACGCAAACCAGACAUCACAGAGACAGAGCCCCUUGCUGAGUCUGACAUCAUCCCUGUAACUAUUUUAAGUUACAUCUUCAGAUAUUUUGAGGAUGAAACCUUUACUCCGGAGAUGCGGGAACAUGGAAAAUCCAAGAGACGAGGUGAUGCACGCAUUUCUUGGCCCAAGUUUCCAUCCUUGGGAAGAGGAAAGAAGUCCCGUUUUGCAAGGUCUCACAGUUCCUCGGAGGCUGAUGAGCAGAGGAAGUUGGAGCUGAGUCCUACCACAAGCGACACGGAAUCCCCCAUAAAGACUCAGGAUGCCCUCAAAGGCAAAAAACGAAGGAAAACUGGAAAUCACUUCACCUAA